CGAUAAUUUAAAAACUAUUUUGCGGCCAGGCGCCAGUGCCUUGGCCUAUAAUCUGAGCCUGCUUGGGAGGCUCAGAUCUGGAGAGUCACGAUUCCUCACCAGCCCGGGCAAACAGUUCACAAGAUCCCAUCUCCAAAUGGAUCAGAGGUGUGGCUCAAAUGGCAGAGUGCCUGUUUGCAAGCACGAAACCCUGUAGCUCAAACCCCGGUGUGUUUUAAACUUUGCGGGGCCAAGCCAUCUAGCAGAAGUCUGUUUUUAAUGCUGGAGACCUGCUGCUGAACGGCUGCUCUGCCCGGCUUUCCCUUGAAUCCUCCGCGAGGGACCAACGGCAGCAGGUGUCCCAGGUUCCCUCACACACCGCACACAACGCCCUCUUCCGUCCUUGUCAGUGACCCUGCCGUCUCCAGGGGCUUUCAGAAGCGAAACCACACCAGGCGCCGCCCUGGUCCUAAAUUUGCACUCUUCUUCCACCUUCCAGCACCGGGCUGGGCUUGGCAAGGCAUAAUACCCUGGGCAUGAUGCACAGCGGACUCCUCCCAGGUGACGAGGGAAGGCGCUGACCGUGUCCACCUCCUCGGGGGCUGCUGGCCUCUUCCCACCCAGGGGCUAGGCUUGCGUGCCAUCUUCCGCCUGCCCCUCGCUCCCGUCUGUGUCCACCGCAAGACUUCCAGCAGCUGGUGCAUCGGCGAUGUGUCUUCCUCCGACCUCCCCCAGGCCGAUGCACCGGCCACAAAGGAGGCCUCUGGGUCCCGCCCCGUUCGGAGGGGUGCAGUGGCCUCCCGCUCUGGCCCCGUUGCCUGGCGGCCCAGCUGGGUCAGAUACCUGUGCCUUCCUCCAAAGUGAGGUCCGAACCUCGGCGGCCAGGGUGGAUCCCAGCAGCCAAGCUCCUCAGAAGCGUCCUCCCGGGGCGAAGUAACCGUUGCUAGGGGCAGGACGACCGGAAGUAGGUCUCGCGCCUGCGCCGAGGGAGGCCCGCGGCCGCGCACAGGGGAAGCGAGUGGGUGCCGCGCUCGGCAUGGCGGAACCCGACCCGGACCCAGAGCAGAUCCGCCUGAAGUGCAUCCGUAAGGAAGGCUUCUUCACGGUGCCUGCAGAACACAGGCUGGGACAAUGCCGGAGCGUGAAGGAGUUUGAGAAGCUGAACCGCAUCGGCGAGGGCACCUAUGGCAUUGUGUAUCGAGCCAGGGACACCCAGACAGAUGAGAUUGUUGCCUUGAAGAAGGUGCGGAUGGACAAGGAGAAGGAUGGCAUCCCCAUCAGCAGCCUGCGGGAGAUCACACUUCUCCUGCGCCUUCGCCAUCCCAACAUCGUGGAGCUGAAGGAGGUGGUUGUGGGGAACCACCUGGAGAGCAUCUUCCUGGUGAUGGGUUACUGUGAGCAGGAUCUGGCUAGCCUCCUGGAGAAUAUGCCAACCCCCUUCUCUGAGUCCCAGGUCAAGUGCAUCAUGCUACAGGUGCUCAGGGGCCUCCAGUACCUGCACAAGAACUUCAUCAUCCACAGGGACCUGAAGGUCUCCAACCUGCUCAUGACAGACAAAGGCUGUGUAAAAACAGCGGAUUUCGGCCUGGCCCGGGCAUAUGGUGUUCCAGUAAAGCCAAUGACCCCCAAGGUGGUUACCCUCUGGUACCGAGCCCCUGAGCUACUGCUGGGAACCACCACCCAGACUACCAGCAUCGAUAUGUGGGCUGUGGGCUGCAUCCUGGCUGAACUGCUGGCCCACAAGCCCCUCCUCCCUGGCACUUCUGAGAUCCACCAGAUCGACCUGAUCGUACAGCUGCUAGGGACACCCAGUGAGAACAUCUGGCCAGGCUUCUCCAAGCUGCCACUGGCUGGCCAGUACAGCCUACGGAAGCAGCCAUACAACAACCUCAAGCACAAGUUCCCAUGGCUGUCAGAGGCCGGACUGCGCCUGCUCAACUUCCUCUUUAUGUAUGACCCCAAGAAAAGGGCAACAGCGGGGGACUGCCUGGAGAGCUCCUACUUCAAGGAGAAGCCCCUACCCUGCGAGCCGGAGCUCAUGCCUACCUUCCCCCACCACCGCAAUAAGCGGGCUGUCCCUGCCACCUCUGAGGGCCAGAGCAAGCGGUGCAAGCCCUGAUGGUGGGCCCAAC
Molecule: messenger RNA, 2111 nt
Organism: Castor canadensis (American beaver)
Lineage: Eukaryota; Metazoa; Chordata; Mammalia; Rodentia; Castoridae
Gene: Cdk10
Product: cyclin dependent kinase 10
Biological process (GO): protein phosphorylation; regulation of mitotic cell cycle
Cellular component (GO): nucleus
Molecular function (GO): ATP binding; cyclin-dependent protein serine/threonine kinase activity
Source: RefSeq, a predicted model, not a curated record